Messenger RNA from Quercus lobata, 1241 nucleotides. RefSeq names its product G-type lectin S-receptor-like serine/threonine-protein kinase CES101. The transcript has 5 exons. Gene Ontology annotation, biological process: protein phosphorylation. Gene Ontology annotation, molecular function: ATP binding; protein serine/threonine kinase activity. The coding region runs from base 51 to 716 and encodes 221 amino acids. The record is from RefSeq and is a predicted model, not a curated record. NCBI's taxonomy places the organism in Eukaryota, Viridiplantae, Streptophyta, Magnoliopsida, Fagales, Fagaceae. Gene Ontology annotation, cellular component: plasma membrane.
AACCACGAAUAUGGAUCACCAUUAAAACAUUAGGUGGUCUCAUUGUACUCAUGUUCAGAUCCAUAUACUAUGUGACACAAGAAAAACUUAGAUCUUUUGGGAAGAAAAACAGAGAGAAAGAUAUAUUAUUACAUGAGCUAGGAAGAAGAGAUGGUAAGAAGAGCCAUGAGUUACAAUUUUUCAGCUUUGAAAGCAUAGCAGCAGCCACGAACAAUUUUACAUCUACAAGUAAGCUUGGAGAAGGUGGUUUCGGAUCUGUUUAUAGGGGACAACUGCCUGACGGUCAAGAGGUUGCAAUAAAAAGGCUCUCAAGAAAAUCUGGACAAGGAUUUUUGGAGUUCAAGAAUGAAGCUAUACUAAUUGCCAAACUGCAACACACUAAUCUUGUUAGGCUUGUUGGAUGUUGCAUUCAUAAAGAGGAGAGGAUGCUUAUCUAUGAAUACAUGCCUAACAAAAGCCUUGAUUUUUUCCUCUUCGAUCCUGUGAAAAAGAAUAUUCUAGAUUGGAAGAAACGCUUCAACAUCAUUCAAGGGAUCAUUCAAGGGCUUCUAUACCUUCAUAACUACUCCAGAUUGAGAAUAAUUCACAGAGAUCUGAAGGCCAGUAACAUUUUACUUGAUAAUGAGAUGAAUCCAAAGAUAUCAAAUUUCGGUAUGGCUAGAAUAUUUGGGUCAAAUGAUUCUGAAGUAAAUACAAAUAGGGUUGUCGGGACAUAGUGAGUGAUUAAACCAUUUUGCAACUAAGUGCAUGGAUAUGAAUUGCUUAUAUGCAUGUGUUUAAUCCAUCAUUGAUUGACAAAGUUUGUUCAAAUGUUUAGUGGUUAUAUGCCUCCAGAGUAUGUAAUAGAGGGAGUUUUCUCAACAAAAUCAGAUGUCUUUAGCUUUGGAGUCUUACUGUUGGAGAUUGUGAGCGGUCAGAAGAUUUAUAGCAGUUACCAUUCUGAAUGGCCACUCAAUCUUAUUGGAUAUGCAUGGGAGUUGUGGGGAGAAGGUAGAGGCUUGGAGUUAAUUGAUCCAACUUCUGGUGAUUUAAAUCACACUUAUCAGGUUUUGAGGUGCAUUCAUGUUGGUCUCUUGUGUGUUCAAGAAAGCCCAAUUGAUAGACCUGCCAUGUUAGAUGUGAUAUUUAUGAUAUAUAAUGAAGCUAAUAAGCUACGUGCACCAAAACAACCGGCGUUUUCUUGGGAAGAAUAUGCCAGAGGCAGGAAUUGUUGAAUGCAGACCAGAAAAUUGUUCAUCAAA